AUGCAGUUAGUGGUACAGUCUCGUAACACACGUGUGAAUAGCUGUCACACACUGUUGCCGCAAAGUAAAUUCACUUUUUUUCGGACACAAAAAAAGUUUGUUGUAAACAAAAUCACAUUGUGCUGAAAUUGUGGUGAAAAAACGAUUAACAUGACAAAUAAUAACAUAAAAUUGGGUGAUUUUGUCAUCAUUCAACGGCAAAAGUAUACGAAACUAUUUAAAUUCAAUAGUUUAACAGCUCAAACCGCUUUGGGGAAAGAUCAAGUACAGUUGAAAAAUAUCAAUGAGCAUCCUUAUUCAACGACAUUCAAAAUGAAUCCGAUUCAAAUGCAUGGAAAGCGUGUCAUUGAAUUGGAACCAUGCUCAGAUGUUAGCAGUAUUAAAGAGUCGGUUAAUGUUACCGAAUGUGGCACGGACAAUCGAAAUCUGAAUAUGGACACGGAAACACAAACACUCAAAGCCGAUGAUAUUUUAAAGUUGCGCCAAAGUGGCUCCAGCGCUGGCGAAAUAGUAAAUAUUAUCGUAGAAAAUUCCAAAACAUUCACCUCCAAAACGGAAUAUUCACAGGAUAAAUACCUACGCAAAAAGGAAAAGAAAUAUUUCGAAUUUCUCCAAAUUCGUCGUCCGACAUUAAGACUGAUUGCAGAGAUUAUGUAUCGUCUGGACCCAGAAAAAAUUCUCGGUCUUCGUAUGGACUCGUUGUCACAGUUGAUAUCCUAUGCGAACGUAUCGGCGAUGGGAAAUUUUCUACUAUAUGAGUCCGGCACGAAUGGUUUGGUACCAGCAGCCCUAAUAAAUUCAAUAGGGGCAAAUACCGAGGGCAAAUUGUUGCAUUUGCAUCAGGGAAAUGUGCCACAGAAACAAGCAUUGCAAGCAUUGAAUUUGGAACAAGAACAAUUGAAUCGAUGUAUUUCGGCGAAUAUCUAUUCGAUAUUAAGACAAUUUUAUCAAAAGAGCGGCGGCCUAAAGCGAACACUUGAUGAAGUCGUCAAUGAUUCAGCGGAACCACCAGCGAAAGUAGCUAAAACUGACGAAACUGAAAAUUUGAGAGAAAUCACGGACACAGACAUGGAAAUCGCCACAGAACCAAGUGAACAUGAUGAUUCAGCAAAAAAUGGCGACAAAGAAGCGAAAACACCCAAAUGGUUUUAUGAAAAUGAACGUGGCUGCGAAUUGCUGCGCGAAAAUUUGGAUGCUUUGAUUAUUGUGGCCAAAGAACAUCCGAUCGCUAUUGUAAAUGCAUUAUUACCAUUUGUAAAAUCCAGUCGUCCAGUCGUGAUUUUUAGUUUAUCACGAGAUUUACUUGUUGAGACGUUUAUCAGUUUAAAAAGUAGCAGCCAAGUAACCGGCCUUAAACUUACAUCAAAUUGGCUUCGUAACUAUCAAAUACUUCCAAAUCGCACCCAUCCAGAUGUCAAUAUGAACGGGCACAGUGGUUUCAUCUUACACGGUCACACCGUUCGAUAGAAUGAAAUACUGAUUAUGAUAUUUAUAUGAAUUCAGUUCAUUUUAUUACUCAUGUUUUCUUUUCUGAAAAUAUAUUUACACAUUUUUUUUCUUCUUGAAUAUA
This is a messenger RNA of Contarinia nasturtii (swede midge), 1570 nucleotides long. It is a transcript of the gene Trmt6, whose product is annotated as tRNA (adenine(58)-N(1))-methyltransferase non-catalytic subunit TRM6. Gene Ontology annotation, biological process: tRNA methylation. The transcript is spliced from 2 exons. Gene Ontology annotation, cellular component: nucleus; tRNA (m1A) methyltransferase complex. Lineage: Eukaryota; Metazoa; Arthropoda; Insecta; Diptera; Cecidomyiidae. Bases 151 to 1467 code for a protein of 438 amino acids. The record is from RefSeq and is a predicted model, not a curated record.